Messenger RNA from Linum trigynum, 546 nucleotides. The record is from the annotation of a GenBank genome assembly. Lineage: Eukaryota; Viridiplantae; Streptophyta; Magnoliopsida; Malpighiales; Linaceae.
AUGCACAGGAUGCUUCUAUUGUUGUGGCUAGAGGAGCUCGUUACAGGUAAGAGUGGGGAUGGGCCUGUUAUGGGGCAUGUGAUUAGCUCGGUUGAGGAUGUUUCUCUGGAUCAGAGAGGUUCAGAAAAGGUAAGUGUGACUGAUAAGGAUGAGACUAACAGGGAUGAGGAGAUAACCAUUGUGGUUCCUGUGUUGGAUGUGGUUACUGGGGCGGUGAACUCUGCUGAUGUUGUAACUCAGGAAAACACCCAAGUUUUGGCUCCUAACUCUAUUGGGAGUCCUCCAUUGAGCUUUGCUCAGAUUGUGCGUGGAUCACCACCAGGGAGUGGGAGUUCAAGCACUACUGAGCAACCUAUGGAUAGUGGCAAAUUACCAGUCUCUGGGAGUUUGACGCUAUCGCAACCUCAAGGAGAUAAUUUGGCUUCUGGGGUGGGGAAAGAAAAUAGGAAACCUCCUGAUAAGGGAAAAAAGGUUUGGGUGAACUCGCCAUUGAUUCCUCUUCAACCAAAAAAAGGGAAGGGAGGCAAAGGCAGAGGGAAGAAAUGA